AUGCUGAAAUAUUUGCACGGUAUAUCAUUUCGCUCCUUUGCUACGCGUACUGGCUAUUUCUUCCUUGGCGUCGCUGCUGAUUCUUAUUAUCACCGUAACCAGCGAGAAAUUCCCCUUCGUAUUACAGGUAGAUAUCCUGUCACUACUAGCGACAAGAUGGCGGUUCAUAAUCAGGCCAAGACUCCUUUUCAGACCUUAUUCGCUGUGCCGAUGACCUGUGACGGCUGUGUCAAAGAUGUUUCGGAUGCGCUAUAUAAACUCGGAGGUAUCACUAAGGUCGAAGCCGACCUAGAGAAGCAGCUUGUAGCAGUAGAAGGGACCGCUGCUCCGUCCGCAAUCGUUAGCGCUAUUGAAGCUACAGGCCGGGAUGCUAUUCUAAGAGGGUCAGGUGCUUCGAAUAGCGCAGCUGUGUGCAUCCUCGAGACGUAUCACCGCAAUGAGAAGGGUGGUGAUGCAUUGGUGCCUGCUUCUGCUCCAGAGGCAGAUACGGAAGGAUCUGGAGUAAAUGACAGGGAAGUCAGAGGCUUGGCCCGCAUGGUCCAAGUCUCUCCUACAAUAACCUUGGUGGAUUUGACUGUUCGUGGAGUUAAGCCUGGUACAUACUCGGCCAGCAUAAGGGAAUACGGCGACCUCAAGCUUGGUGCUACGUCUACGGGUCCGGUAUGGGCAGGCGGAAGUGGCACAACGCAGCCCCGGGGGAUCUUGGGUACUGUGCAGGUCGGAAAGGAUGGCCGGGGCGCAGUAUUCUUUGACCAUCCCUUCCAGGUUUGGGAAGUCAUUGGACACGCGAUGGUUGUUUCUAGUCAGCAAGAAGGGGUCACGGAAGCGAAUCUGAGCAAUGAUGAGAAUACUGUCGUUGGUGUUAUUGCGAGGAGUGCCGGCAUGUGGGACAAUGAUAAGACGGUAUGCUCGUGUACUGGCAAGACGCUCUGGGAGGAAAGAAAGGACGAGGUAAAGAAAGGUAUGAUCUAAGACUUGAGAACCGGUUCGGUAUAGGUUUUAGAUCCAGCAACGUGUAUUAGAGUAAGGAUUAUUCGUAAAGACUAUUGGUAUCCAAUAAACACCGUUGAUACAUAGAAAGCAUCCAACCCUGGAAGCUCAAUUGGGAUUUAGUCUCGUCGACAUUGACGGUGUCUAUGUAUACAUGAUCCCCCUGCUCGUCCCUUAUGCAGGGACAUUCAGGGUCCAAGUCUUCCAAAUUUAUUCAAACGGCAAAGAAAUA
Molecule: messenger RNA, 1222 nt
Organism: Daldinia vernicosa
Lineage: Eukaryota; Fungi; Ascomycota; Sordariomycetes; Xylariales; Hypoxylaceae
Product: Cu,Zn superoxide dismutase-like protein
Exons: 4
Coding region: 1-972 (323 amino acids)
Biological process (GO): removal of superoxide radicals
Cellular component (GO): cytoplasm
Molecular function (GO): superoxide dismutase copper chaperone activity; copper ion binding
Source: RefSeq, a predicted model, not a curated record